AUGCGUGCGGCGCUUCUUAUCCAGCGCUGGUAUCGUCAAUACGUGGCUCGGCUGGAGAUGAGACGCCGCUGUACCUGGCAUAUCUUUCAGUCUAUCGAAUAUUCUGGAGAGCAAGAUCAUAUCAAGCUUUAUAACUUCUUUGGUUUUCUGAUGGAUCAUUUCAGACCUGACAGCAGCCAAAGAAACCUCAUCUCUCAUAUAUUUCAUGAGAGUGAUGUGUUUCAGGAUGUGGAGUGGGAGAGAUAUUUCUGUUAUAAGAACAUUGAGGUUCCAGAUGUUUACCCUGGACCUCAUCUCACAUUCCCACUGACCAUCUUAAACGUCACAGAGCUUGUGGACGCCUUCAAAAACAAACAAAAACUUCAUGCGCGCUAUGUGCUACAGCUCCUGGGGAAAACAUGGAUGCUUCUCCGUUUAUUGCCCAACAUCAGUCACGUGUCCACCUGCAAAUAUAAAGAAAUCACCAUCUGUGGAGAUCUGCACGGACAUCUUGAAGAUUUGCUGUUGAUUUUUUACAAAAACGGUUUUCCUUCAGCAGAGACACCGUAUGUGUUUAAUGGUGACUUUGUUGACCGAGGAAAAGAAUCCAUUGAGAUUCUCCUGGUACUGUUUGCCUUCCUGUUGCUGUAUCCACAUGAUGUGCAUCUAAACAGAGGAAAUCAUGAAGAUCAUAUAGUUAACUUGAGAUAUGGCUUCACUAAAGAAGUUCUUUUGAAAUAUCGGGUUCAUGGAAAACAGAUUCUUAAACUUCUGCAGAAGAUCUUCAGCUCGUUACCGCUGGCAACAGUGAUUGAUCAGAAAGUUUUGAUUCUACAUGGAGGAAUUUCAGACAGGACAGAUCUGAACUUGAUUGCCAAACUGGAUAGACAUCAGUUUGUUUCAGCGCUCAGGCCGAUGCAGGGCAGAGCGUCUGUGAGGCUAAGGGAAGCAAGGAAAAACGAUGACAUCAGUGACGGACGGAGAAGAGUUCAGUCUCUGUCUCACGGCUUACCAGUACGACCCAGACAGGAUCAUCCGCGCCAUUCUGUGCAUUCUGCAUUUGGACAAGCGGGCUGGCCCAUAGAGUAUGAACCGAGCGAGAGACGCUGUUUGUUAGGUCUCGGUCCCUCAUCAGAACCGCAUUCUGCUAAAGUUCUGGAGACAGAUGAAUGGAAACAGAUAGUAGACAUCCUGUGGAGCGACCCGAUGGCCCAGAACGGCUGCGUCCUCAAUGAGGUUCGAGGGGGCGGCUGUUACUGGGGACCUGACGUCACUCAGAAAAUACUGGACAAACACAAACUACAGCUGCUGAUCAGAUCGCACGAGUGCAAACAGGAAGGUUACGAGUUCUGCCACAACAACAGGGUCCUGACGAUAUUUUCAGCCUCAAAUUAUUAUGAUGUGGGAAGCAACAGAGGCGCUUACAUACAUUUGGGUUCUGACCACAUCCCUCACUUUAAACAGUUUCAGGCCAGCCAGACGACACGAGAGCUGACACUCAGACAGAGUGUGAGAUGUACAGAACGCUCUGCUUUACAGGCUCUGAGGAUGCAGCUGUUUACACACAAAUCUGAAUUGAUGCGGGAGUUUAAGGAACACGACCCACAAGAUGCAGGUCUUAUAUCUCUGAGGAAUUGGGCUCUUGCCGUGGAGAAGGUUCUGCGUCUGGGGCUCCCGUGGAGGGUUCUGAGAUCUCAGCUGGUACCCAGCACACAGGAUGGGAUGCUGAAUUAUAAUGACUGGUUCAACCAGCUGUCCAUAAUCCAGCCAAACACUAAAAUCAACAUAAGUCUGCUGGAGACCCUGUACAAACAUCAUUCAAACCUAGAGACAAUCUUCAGAAUAAUUGACACGGAUCAUUCAGGUCUGAUCUCAUUCGAGGAGUUUCAUCAGACAUGGAAGCUGUUGAGCUCUCACUUACAGACCAACAUAUCUGAUAAAGCCAUCUCAGAAUUGGCCGAGAGCAUCGACUUUAACAAGGAUGGGAGUAUUGACAUCAAUGAGUUCAUGGAGGCUUUUCGACUGGUGGAACAAUCUAGAACCGAGUGUAAUCAGAUAUCAAAUUCACCUGAAUAACCACAGGUAAAAUAGGACGAGUGACAUCGGACUUUAUCCGUUUAUACGUCACUCACACAGCUACGCU
Messenger RNA from Misgurnus anguillicaudatus (oriental weatherfish), 2122 nucleotides. RefSeq names its product serine/threonine-protein phosphatase with EF-hands 2. Lineage: Eukaryota; Metazoa; Chordata; Actinopteri; Cypriniformes; Cobitidae. Gene Ontology annotation, molecular function: manganese ion binding; phosphoprotein phosphatase activity; iron ion binding. The record is from RefSeq and is a predicted model, not a curated record. Gene Ontology annotation, biological process: negative regulation of MAPK cascade; detection of stimulus involved in sensory perception.